This is a messenger RNA of Spodoptera litura, 2392 nucleotides long. The record is from RefSeq and is a predicted model, not a curated record. Lineage: Eukaryota; Metazoa; Arthropoda; Insecta; Lepidoptera; Noctuidae.
GUACGUAAACAUCGGCUCCGUGUUUGAAAAUUAUUAUUAAUUUUAAUAUCGCGUAAAUCAUAUUGAAGGUUGUGUAAAUGUGACCUCUCAAACACCCACUGUUCCUACAACUGUUAUCCACCUAAUAUAUACAGUGCAAACAAUAAACAAAACAAUAAAUAAAAAGCAAAGUGUGAGCAGCGGUAGCAGUGUAAGCCAUAUUACGAACAGUGUGAUAUCGUUGAUUAAUGGGUCAAUUGAGGCUGGUGGUAGCAAAAUAGCAGUGAUAAAAGUGACUAUAACAAUCAAAAAGUGAGAUUGAGCAGUUACUCAUAGUGAUAGUGCAAAUUAUUGUUUUUUUUUUUCAAACCUACCCUACAUCCCAUUAUUUAAUAUCAAGAAUUUUUUCCCGUACAGUAAUCGUAUUUCGCCGAUAUCGUUUGUGAAUGAAUGGUCUAUUUGAUUAUACAGUGGACUUGAGUGCAACGAGAACCGAGUUCGGAUCCCACAUUAGACCAUUAGCUUUUGCAACUUUUAUUUUAGUUUUUAAUACAAAUUUUAUGGAUUUUUUUUAUAUUUUUCAUUUUUAUUUUUUUUUUAAUAUUAUUUUCAAAUUUUUAUAUACUAUAAAAACAUUUUUAUCAGAACAUUACUUGUACUAUUAUGGCAUCGAUUGGUGAAUGUUCUGGAUGUCGCAACGUUCUCGGCGACGAACCCUAUCUUGGAUGUUUUAGCUGUAGGGCGAAAUAUGACCUUGUCUGUGCAAAUAUGACCUCCAACGAUUAUAAGCAAAUGAACGCUAACCAAAAAGCGUCAUGGAAAUGCCCUGAAUGUUGCUGCAAGGAGCCAAAAAUAGGCAACGUUAACACUCCUGUGCGUUCGACUCAAUGCUCGAUCACAAAGAGUCAAGAAGAGGAUGUACAGGGGCAAUCUAAUGUCACUGUACGCAAAAGGCCCACAAAAUCGCCGCUGAAAUCGUCGCAGAGGCCGCUGCAUAAGCAGGUGCAGAAAUUACCACCAAAACUAUCACAGAAAGCGGCAGCGCAAUCUUCCCAAAAGUCGCCGCCAAAAUUGCAGUUGCAGUCAACUCUUGGGCCGCCGCAACCGCAACCUCAGCUCUUGGAACCUAGUAGUCCUGUCACUGAAAAUAAACUACGUGAGAUUGUGCAACAGGAAACCUGUACUACGCUAAAUCUCAAAAUCAAAAAAAUUGUAGCGGCUGAGCUCAAGAGUGUUAUCGAUACAAUGAAUAGUUUCAGAAAUUCUCUAGAAUUUGUGAAUAAAAAGUAUGAAGAGAUGAAAUCUAAAUACGAAAAUGCAAUUGCAACUGUCACCGAGCUAAGACAUGAUAACGAAAGUUUAAAAACUACCAUCAGAGAUCUCACUACCCGAGUCAACGUCGCUGAGUUGCAUAUGAGGGACUCAAACAUUGAGAUAAAUGGUAUCCCGGAAAGUAGAUCUGAGAAUCUGGUCACCACCGUCAUUCAACUAUCCAAGGUCAUCGAAAACCCGCUCACUAAAGAAGACAUUAACCAUGCUGUCAGAGUUGCUAAAAUCAGCAAUGACAAUCCACGUCCUCGACCAGUGAUUGUUAAGUUGCGUAAUCCUCGUUCCCGUGACGACAUCCUGGCAGCGGUCAGCAAAUUUAAUAGGAAAAAUACCGAGAAGAGGCUUUGCACACAGCAUCUUGGAAUAGGAGGAACUGUCGGUCCUAUCUACGUUUCGGAACAUUUAAGUCCAACUCUGAAGUCACUUCACGCUGCAACUCGUAUUAAAGCCCGGGAAAUGUGUUAUAAAUUUGUCUGGGUUCGUAAUGGUCGGAUCUUCGUUAGAAAAGCAGUGGAACACCAAGCUAUUGUAAUUAAAAAUAUUGAUAGUCUUAAGCUCUUAGUAUAAGUUUGUUAAUGUAUUAUAGGAACUAAUUUGUAUUAUUGAUGAUCACAAUGCUUGACAUAUACUACCAGAAUGUACAAGGCCUUAGAACUAAGACUAAUGAAAUUUCUAAAAAUAUUCUGAUGUCGAAUUAUAAGGUCAUCGCCUUCACUGAAACUUGGCUCAAUUCAAGUAUUUCUGACGGCGAAUUGAUCGACGAUAGGUACGUGAUCUAUCGGAGGGACCGAACAAGUAGUGAUAACCCUAGGAGGGAAGGCGGCGGGGUGCUUUUAGCCGUUUCCAAGGACUUACCGUCUGUUCGUGUCAGGGAGUGGGAGACGGGUCUGGAGGACUUGUGGGUCACCCUGCAAAUUCAUACUAGCUCAUGUACAAGAAAGCUUGCUGUAUGUGUCGUAUAUCUUCCUCCACCAGUUAAAACUGAAACUCUUGCGUCCUUCUUGGAUGGCGCAGAUAAUGUUGUCAAUCGUGCAGAUGAUGUUGUGAUCCUGGGUGAUUUCAACUUGGGGUUUAUUAACUGGAA